AUGUUAUCUCAACCGAUUCAUUAUUCUUCUAUUCCAUAUUCUCAACCAGAUUAUAAUUCCACCCAAGCUAGUGCUACUGUAGAGAAUGAAAUAUUAAAAUCACUUGUAAUAGAAGAUUUAUGUGAAAAUAUUUUUGAUAUAUCACAAAAUAGCGAAACCGUCGAGAAACAAAAUGAGGAAAUAAGUUCUCAAAAUAAAUCAGUAAAUAAAGGUGAACGUCCAAGAUCUGAUAUUUGGAAUUAUUUUAUUCAUAGAGAAUCUGAUGGUAAAGGCUAUUAUAAUGCAAAUUGUCAAUACUGUAUUAAAGAAAGGUGGAAACGAGGCAGACCUUUAGUUUUGGAAUCACACUUGGCUCUGCAUUGCAAAGGCAAUGUUUCCAAUAAAAUAAGGCAGCAUUGGCUAGUUUAA
Molecule: messenger RNA, 408 nt
Organism: Racocetra fulgida
Lineage: Eukaryota; Fungi; Glomeromycota; Glomeromycetes; Diversisporales; Gigasporaceae
Source: the annotation of a GenBank genome assembly